ACAGACUCGCGCCACUUUGACUCGACUCCGACCGAAGCUUACUCUCAAACUUCUCAUUGAUUUUGCGUUCUCGUAACGCAUUCCGCAAGCGAAGCUCCCCGCGAGUCGACCGGAUUACUUACACUUAUCGCUUUAAUAUCGUCCUUCUGUCCUUCCUUUAUUAUUUUCAGCUUGUUAACGGCACGACGAUGGUGCUGGCAGGCUCCGGCGCUAAAGCCGACUAUCCAACAUCGUCGGCCCGGAAGGUCAAGAUAAAGCAGCGAGUCGCUGAAACUUCGACAAUGGGUGGAGCGCGGUCCACGAUUCCGUUCGGAAGUUACCCAAGCACUGGGAGGCCGAGCGUCGCCCGCGGCACCCACGCUACGAAGGUGACCGACUCCGGAACGAGGAUAUCUCCGACCAGCGGUGCCGCGCGUCUGCCCCUUCAUCCGAAGCUGCGCAAGGUCCUGGUGGAGGGGCAGCAGGGGAAGCGCGACUCCCCGGUCGCCUCCCGCUCUCGAAAUAGCGCGGAGGCCGGCCUCCGCGGGCAGCAGCCGAGCGCCGCCAGGAGGAAGUCCGCGCGCGGCACAGACGUCCUGACGGCCGCCGUGACCAGCAGUAGACGCGCCCGCUCGUCCUCGCCGGUCCUCUCGCGGCCCCGGGGCCCCGGCCUCUCCAAGUCCAUUUCCGCGCCCGCGGAACUCGAGCUCGAGGCCCCUCUCGCCGGCAUCCUCAAGCGCUCCUCCACCUUCUUGGCGGGGCUCGCGCUCCUACGUCGUCGAUCCCGGGCUUCCUCACCCAGGAAGUGCGUCUCCUUCAGCGCGGACACGAGCUUCGCCGGGACGAUCGAGAGGACGGCGGUUCACGAGGCGCGACUCUACAGGCGGGGCGUCCUCGAGGGUGAGUUCCGAGUGAGUCGCGGCUCCACCGGAGUCUCUGAACGCCCAGUGACUCUCAGCCCAGCCAUCGCUUCUUCCGCAGAUCGCCACGGCCGUGAGGACGAGCCAUCCGCGGAGCUGCCAUCGCCUCGACUGGAUGCCCCGGGCGGGCCCCGGGCCCUCCUCGGGGCCGCCCAUGAGGGCGACGACGAGCUCGCCAGGAGGAUCCUCGCUCAGGCCAGGAAGCCCGUCCAGGGGGAGCCGAACAUCGAGGUGGACGCCGUCGAUGCCAGUGGCAGGACAGCGAUUAGCUACAUGGCCGGGAAUGGGAGCGCCCUCGUCCUAGAGACCUGCCUUACCUUCCACGGCGCGGACGCCAACCUCCCGGACAACGAGGGCAACACACCGCUGCACUUCGCCGCCCAGGCCGGCCAGACGGAGUGCCUCAACAUUCUGCUGCAGAGGUGCCCGACUAUAGAGGUCGACGCGCGAAACUCCCUGGGAUUUACACCGCUGAUGAAGGCCGCGCUGCAGGGCAGGACCAAGUGCGCCAAAAUUCUCCUCUUUGCCGGUGCGAAUCCUACGUUACGUGAUCAUGGCCGAGGACUGCGGGCCGAGCAAUGGGCAAGAUAUUGCGGCAGAUACGUUUGCGCCGAGGUAAUCGAGCGUUUCGCCCGGCACAGGCUCCUCGAGAAGUCGACGUCCUGCCGAUGGGGAAGCGAACCUGAAUUGGCAGCUCAAGUACUUCAGGGCAAGUUAAUGCCGAUUACAUCGAUGCCAAUGCAGCCGCCUUCGAGGGGCUUAAGGUCCAAGAUUCGUCGUGUUUUUCGAACAUCCUCGAACUCGGACAAGAGUUUUUCCCUGGUCUCGCAACUGACAAGCGCAGCGCUUUGCGCGAGCAGCCCAGUAUUGCCGAAACCAAGUGACGUCUCGCCGGCAGUUAAAAGCCUUCUCCGACCACUCAGUGUUCCCCAAUUAAGGAUUACACUCGUAGCACCCCAGGACAUGGUCGAAAAAACAAACGAGAAGUGCUGCAGUCACAGUGCAACUUUCCUAGAAAAAAUCGAAAGCUCGAUAAUCAAGCCACCAAGAACGAAAAAGAAGAGCAAAUAGAAAAUAGAAAAUGAAAUUUUUCGAGCGACGAUUUUUUCGAUUAAGUUAGGUCUUUUUUGUCUUUUUUUAAUAUUUAGACAUUGUUAUUGAUGCAUUUCAGUGCGAUACGCCGUGUCUUAUUAAUUGUAUGUACAAUAUCGCGAGUUAUAAAGUAAUUUUUCCUUAUUAAUCAUGUCUUUUUUUUCCAUUUUUUUUUUAUUUUUUUUUUACUGGACAAAAAAUUACACGAGGUGAUUUAUUAUGCGCUUGUUAUUGCGUUUCCAAAACCAAAAAAAAAGA
This is a messenger RNA of Ceratosolen solmsi marchali, 2249 nucleotides long. Its product is annotated as ankyrin repeat and SOCS box protein 14. Bases 189 to 1970 code for a protein of 593 amino acids. The transcript is spliced from 8 exons. The record is from RefSeq and is a predicted model, not a curated record. Gene Ontology annotation, molecular function: protein binding. Lineage: Eukaryota; Metazoa; Arthropoda; Insecta; Hymenoptera; Agaonidae.